CGGCACGGCCGGCCGCACUCGGCGCCCGCCAUGGGCGGGGCCGAGGAAGGGGCCGGGCGGUGCGGAGGCCGCCGCCGUGCUGGUGAAAAAUCGUGAUGUGCGGAGAGUCCUGCGUAGGGAAAGACCUCCAUCGUGCGGCGGUACACGGAGCCCGAUCGCGCCCGCCGGGCACACUCCGCCACCUCUACUUGGCCACGAUCGGCAUUGAUUUUAAAGUAAAGCUAGUAAUGUUUAAUGACACAAGAGUGAAACUUCAAAUAUGGGAUACUGCUGGCCAGGAACGAUUCCAUACACUUAGUACUAGCUAUUUCCGUGGUGCACAAGGCUUUGUUCUUGUAUAUGACAUCACAAAUCUGAAGAGUUUUCAGAGUAUAACAAUGUGGAUGCAAGACAUAUAUGAGAAAGCAGGUGAUGAAGUGGACGUAAUACUGUUGGGCAACAAGUGUGAUAAGGAGUCAGAACGUGUAGUUCCAAAACAGAAAGGAGAAAAGAUUGCUUGGGAAUAUGGAAUACCGUUUUUUGAAACCAGUGCUAAAGAUAAUGUGAACAUUGAGCAUGCAUUCUCACUCUUGACUAAGGAAAUACUGGAAAAGAAAUCCUGUGUAUUAUAUGACUUAGAUGUUGUGACUCUAAAUGAAAGUAAGAAGAGAACCUGCUGUGCAUUCUGAAAUAUUGUUUCAUGAUCCAUUUUCUCUUCAGAAAAUAUUAAGUGUUGCAAAGGCACACACAAGAUUUUAAAAGUGAGCCUGUAAUCCCGAAACACAGUGUUCAGGCAUCCUUUGUAUUACACAGACUUUGUUGCCAAAUGUUUUUAUAUGUUUAUAUUAUAUUUUCAUAUUUUUAAUGUGAAGAUAAAACAGUUAUCUGAUAUUGGAAUGCAUCACAGGAUGACUGUGUUUGCAUUACAAAUGUUUGCAGAAAUGUAAUGUAAGUGUACAAAUUUUCUCUUAUUAAAAAAAAAAUUACCUUGACUUUUUUUUUCUGUGUUAUUUAUACCAGAUUUGUAAUGUAAUGAACGUUGACAUCACCAUCACACGGGCAACCUUCUGAUAUAUGAAAUCAUAUAACAUCUUUUUAAGCACCUGAUAUUUACUGCCAUCUCCUAAGAUAAUUCUAUGGAAAUUUUUGGCUUUUGUUUCUUUUACAUCUAUUUCAGAAACAUAUGUGUUACUUCAAUAACCUUGAAUAGGGAGGCUGCAAAGGUGAGGGCUGAGAAAAAAGAAUAAACCAUAU
Molecule: messenger RNA, 1233 nt
Organism: Manacus vitellinus (golden-collared manakin)
Lineage: Eukaryota; Metazoa; Chordata; Aves; Passeriformes; Pipridae
Product: ras-related protein Rab-10
Exons: 6
Coding region: 96-668 (190 amino acids)
Biological process (GO): cellular response to insulin stimulus
Cellular component (GO): Golgi apparatus; insulin-responsive compartment; recycling endosome
Molecular function (GO): GTP binding; GTPase activity
Source: RefSeq, a predicted model, not a curated record